UCAUUCCUGCAAAUGGGUCUGCACUCUGCUCUGCUGUGGACCUGAAACUCUCGCUGCUUGGAAAAUUAAAACCUCAAAACUGAAGGCAAGAUAAAAGAAGGGGAAAAAACAAUGGUCUCAGACAACAGCUCUGUCACUUCUUCUAAUCGUUCGCCGGCAUCCAAGUUUGGCAACUCCUUCACCACUCGAAUCUUUUCAGAUGUUGCAGGGGAUAUUACAAUUGCUGUUGAUGGAGAGUCCUUUCUACUGCACAAGUUUCCAUUGGUAUCUCGAAGUGGAAAGAUCAGGAAAAUGAUUGCUGAUGGUAAGGAUUCUAAUAUUUCAAAAUUGGAGCUCCUCGACUUGCCAGGAGGACCUCAGACAUUCGAACUUGCCAUGAAAUUCUGCUAUGGCAUGAACUUUGAGAUCACAACCACAAACGUUGCACCUCUGCGCUGUGCUGCAGAAUAUUUGGAAAUGACUGAAGACUACCGGGAAGAAAACCUUAUUGCACGAACAGAGAUUUACUUGAAUGAGGUUGUAGUUCUAAGUCUUGAGAAGUCUGUGGAAGUCCUUUCUACUUGCGAGACACUACCUCCAAUAGCAGAGGAAGUGGGAAUUCCAAAUAGAUGUGUGGAGGCUAUUGCCAUGAAUGCAUGCAAGGAGCAGUUGGUGUCAGGUUUGUCUCGUUUAGACUGUGCCAGUGAAGCUUCAGAAAUUAAGAGUGGAUGCCUGGAGUGGUGGAUUGAGGAUCUGUCAGUUUUAAGUAUUGAUUAUUAUCAGAAGGUUAUAUGUGCCAUGGGAAGAAUAGGUGUUAGACCAGACAGCAUUGUUGAAUCAUUAAUGCAUUAUGCCCAAGCAUCACUGAAGGGUGUUGGAAAAUAUCAAAGUUGGAAUCCAGUAAGAAUGAAACCAAGUCCUGGCAUUGGAGAAAAUGACCAGAAGACAAUUGUGGAAACCCUUGUAAAUUUAUUGCCAGCAGAGAAGAGCUCUUCCAUUCCUUUGAGUUUCCUUUUUGGGAUGCUUAGGAUGGGAAUUAUGGUGGAAGCUACCAUGGCCUGCAGGCUUGAGCUUGAGAGGAGGAUAGCUUUUCGAUUGGAAAUGGUUUCACUUGAUGAUCUGCUUAUACCAUCUCUCCUCACUGGAGAUUCUCUAUUUGAUGUUGAUACAGUCCACAGGAUACUUGUAAAUUUUCUGCAGCUGAUUGAAGAUGAAGAAAAUGAAGAUUGUGGGUAUGAAUCAGAAGGCCUUGGUUCUCCGAGCCAUGGUUCUUUGUUGAAGGUGGGACGGCUUAUUGACACAUAUUUAGCAGAAAUUGCUCCUGAUCCUUAUUUGAGUUUGCAGAAAUUCGUUGCUAUGAUAGACAUAUUACCCGAUUAUGCUCGAGUUAUUGAUGAUGGGCUUUAUAGAGCAAUUGAUAUAUACUUGAAGGCUCAUCCAAUGCUAAGUGAUCAGGAGUGCAAGAAGCUCUGUAAAUUCAUAGACUGCCAGAAACUCUCUCAAGAAGCCUGCAAUCAUGCUGCACAGAAUGAUCGACUCCCAGUACAGAUGGCAGUUCGAGUCCUAUACUUUGAGCAGCUUCGUCUGAAGAAUGCCCUGUCUGGAAACUCUGGAGAUGGAUUCCUGUCCCAGAAAAUAAGCAGUGGUGUCCCCAGUGCUGCCAUGUCCCCUCGAGACAACUACGCUUCUCUGAGAAGGGAAAACCGAGAACUCAAGCUUGAGAUUUCGAGAAUGAGAGUUAGGCUGAGUGAGUUGGAGAAGGAGCAGAUGUUCAUGAAACGGGGGCUGAUGGAUAAGUCAGGAAGUGGGAAAACUUUCUUUACCUCUCUAUCUAAAGGGAUUGGAAGGAUCGGAAUUUUUAGUGGUCCUGCCGGAGGAAAACGACAAAAAUCAAGCCGGAAGUCACGGGGAUCAGAUGAAACCGGAAGGAGUCGCAGGAAAGGAGAAGUGAAGAGUAUGUUUGGUGUAGGAUUAGAGCGUGGCGGAGGGACACAGAGACCGUUUUACCGAGACUAUUUGGCCAUAUGGGAUACCGUUUAGCUCGACCAAUUGGCACCCAUCCAUGAUUAGUAUUUUAUUUUAUUUUUUAUGGAAAACUUCUGUAAAUCAGAUGUAAACUAGCAAUGAUUAUAUAUGAUUUU
Messenger RNA from Theobroma umbraticum, 2120 nucleotides. RefSeq names its product Phototropic-responsive NPH3 family protein. NCBI's taxonomy places the organism in Eukaryota, Viridiplantae, Streptophyta, Magnoliopsida, Malvales, Malvaceae. Gene Ontology annotation, molecular function: protein binding. The record is from RefSeq and is a predicted model, not a curated record.